UGGGCGCUUCACUCCAGUGCCGUGUAUGUGGGGACAGCAGCAGCGGGAAGCACUAUGGCAUUUAUGCCUGCAACGGCUGCAGCGGCUUUUUCAAGAGAAGUGUGAGGCGGAGGCUCAUCUACAGGUGUCAGGUGGGGGCAGGAAUGUGCCCUGUGGACAAGGCCCAUCGCAACCAGUGCCAGGCCUGCCGGUUGAAGAAGUGCUUGCAAGCAGGCAUGAACCAGGAUGCUGUGCAGAAUGAGCGCCAGCCCAGAAGCACCGCCCAGGUCCGGCUGGACAGCAUGGAGUCAGAUGGUGAGCCCGGCCCUCAGUCUCUGGUGGCUUCUCCAGCCCAGGCAGGGCCCAGCCCACAGGGCUCCACACCUACAUCCACAGGCAGAGCCCUGGGCCACCACUUCAUGGCCAGCCUCAUAACGGCCGAAACCUGCGCUAAACUGGAGCCAGAGGAUGCUGAUGAAAAUAUUGAUGUCACCAGCAAUGACCCUGAGUUCCCCUCAUCCCCCUGUAGCCUGGACAGUAUCCAUGAGACAUCAGCUCGCCUGCUUUUCAUGGCUGUCAAGUGGGCCAAAAAUCUGCCCGUGUUCUCCAACCUGCCCUUCCGGGAUCAGGUUAUCCUGCUGGAAGAGGCAUGGAGUGAACUCUUCCUCCUUGGAGCCAUACAGUGGUCUCUGCCCCUGGACAGUUGCCCACUGCUGGCCCCACCAGAGGCCUCUGCUACUGGUAGCUCUCAGGGCCGGUUCACACUGGCCAGUGUGGAGACACGAUUCCUGCAGGAAACCAUCUGCCGGUUCCGGGCAUUGGCGGUGGACCCCACGGAGUUUGCUUGUAUGAAGGCCCUGGUCCUCUUCAAACCAGAGACACGGGGCCUAAAGGAUCCUGAGCAUGUGGAGGCCUUGCAGGACCAGUCCCAAGUGAUGCUGAGCCAGCACAGCAAGGCCCACCAUCCCAGCCAGCCUGUGAGGUUUGGGAAGUUGCUCCUACUCCUCCCGUCUUUGAGGUUCAUCACCUCUGAACGCAUAGAGCUCCUCUUCUUCCGUAAGACCAUAGGGAAUACGCCCAUGGAGAAGCUCCUUUGUGAUAUGUUCAAAAACUAGAGGGAGUGGAAGUAAAUGUUUACGACCACUCUGGCAAACAAUCUGCUGAAACUAAACAUUUGCCUACCCCUUGACCCAGCAAUUCCACUUAUAGGUAUGUGUGCCUGGCAGAAUAUUCACAGUAGCUUCAAUCAUAAUAGCCCCAAAUACCACACUGACAGUAGAAUGGAUUAAUAUAUUGUGGUGUAUUCACAUACUGAAAUCAGCAAUAAAAAAGAAUGAACUACAGAUAUGUGUGACAACAUGGAUACAUUUCCUAGGUGUGAAAGUUGAAGGAAAGAAGCCAGACACAGGUCCCUUUUACACAAAGUCAAAGACCAUGCAAGACUGAAAGUGGUAGAAGCUGGAAUAGUGGUUGU
Sciurus carolinensis (gray squirrel) is the source of this 1453-nucleotide messenger RNA. It is a transcript of the gene Nr2e3, whose product is annotated as nuclear receptor subfamily 2 group E member 3. Bases 144 to 1094 code for a protein of 316 amino acids. Gene Ontology annotation, biological process: positive regulation of transcription by RNA polymerase II; cell differentiation; anatomical structure development. The transcript has 7 exons. The record is from RefSeq and is a predicted model, not a curated record. NCBI's taxonomy places the organism in Eukaryota, Metazoa, Chordata, Mammalia, Rodentia, Sciuridae. Gene Ontology annotation, molecular function: nuclear receptor activity; zinc ion binding; RNA polymerase II cis-regulatory region sequence-specific DNA binding.